This is a messenger RNA of Eurytemora carolleeae, 579 nucleotides long. RefSeq lists its product as uncharacterized. Lineage: Eukaryota; Metazoa; Arthropoda; Copepoda; Calanoida; Temoridae. Bases 118 to 579 code for a protein of 153 amino acids. The transcript has 6 exons. The record is from RefSeq and is a predicted model, not a curated record.
GGUACUGUUUUGAAUCUUAAAAAUGAAGGGUCGCUAAAAAUUAAGUCUUCAGUCCCUUUUAAGAAAUCAAGUAUAGGAAUUUUCGGUUUCGAUAAUCAAAUUUUAUUUCAGGUCAAAAUGGCGGGAAAAGCUAAACUUUCUCUUGAUCAAAUAAAAGCGUUUAACAUUGCUGCCGUUAAAUUCGAGACUCAAGGAGCAGACAAAAGCUUGGAAGAUGUUGAUAAGAUCGUUAAUGCUCUCUCACAGAUCAAUAGUACUGAGGUUUGGAAUUCAUCGUCUCCUGAUAUAUCUGAUCUUUUAUUCAACUGUGGUCAACUUAUACAAGUACUAGACUACAAGUGUGGGACUACAUGGAAUCUGAUAAGUCUACUGUACAAGAUAAGAGAUUCAUCAAUUUUGAGCCAGAAAGCUGGUCAACUGCUUCCUGUCCUUGCUAGAUUGCUUCACAGUAUUCCCAGCACUACUCAUACUGUUAUGUGGGGAGGGGAAGCACUGCGCGAAUCUUGCGAGCGAGCAGGGGGAGCCCUCCGCAAUUUUUUUAAGGAAUUCGCAUACAGAGUGAGUAUUUUCAUUGCUUAA